Messenger RNA from Lampris incognitus (smalleye Pacific opah), 3715 nucleotides. RefSeq names its product potassium channel tetramerisation domain containing 12b (gene kctd12b). The record is from RefSeq and is a predicted model, not a curated record. Lineage: Eukaryota; Metazoa; Chordata; Actinopteri; Lampriformes; Lampridae. The transcript has a single exon. Bases 724 to 1575 code for a protein of 283 amino acids. Gene Ontology annotation, molecular function: protein binding. Gene Ontology annotation, biological process: regulation of G protein-coupled receptor signaling pathway; protein homooligomerization.
CACACGAGACAGGAGCGGAGACGAGGACGACGGGACGGCCAGGAAUGGAAAACCUGGAGGUCUUUCUAUUCACCUUUCUUGUCACUCACUACCUUGGGAACAUCCUAAUAAUCUCUUGGCUCUUCGUUUACGGGACGGCCAUUGAUAACACCAACUAUGGGUUGCCUAAUUGAGGUCGGACCACCCCCCGAUCCCGAUUGCUCCAAGAGACAAGAACAAAUGUAGACAAAAGUCGUUAUGGACGCCACUUGUGCUGCGUCGCGUUUCGAUCCGGCAGAGCUGAGAACCGUCUGCUGUCGUUUUCUAAGCGUCGCGCAUGUUGACGCGUAAAGGACAUGGAGAAAUAACGUUUCAUCCUCUGCGAUAUGCUUUAAGAAGAUACGAGCCAAUUCUGUAGUUAGGAUAGGUGAUAUCGAUGCUUGAUAUAAGUGCAUGAUAGAUGAUACUGAAUCUACACGUCAGAAUGCAUAAAAAGCUUUGAUGUGAGCCGGUUGGAUAGCUUUUACGCGUAUAGAAAUAGCGCGCUGCAGCUUAGACGUUGUUUCCAGUCAGUGUCACUGCAUCAGGACCUGCGCUCUCAAUCUGCAAGCUGACUUAUAGGCCUCAUUCUGAGAAAUGCUGUUCUGCUUCAUAUUGUUGUAAGACGUGAUAUUCGAACUAAAAUAAACCUAACAACAACCAAGCUGCUUGCGUCUAACUCCACCAGCUUGUCAGGACUCAGCCAUGGCAUUACCAGAUAGUGGCAUAGCUGGGGAAGAAGUAACCUUCCCAGAGAUAAUAGAGCUCAAUGUUGGCGGUCAGGUGUACAUUACCCGCUAUUCCACCCUCACAAGUGUGCCGGACUCCCUGCUAUGGGAGAUGUUCAGUCGAAAGUCCACAAAAGGACUGGCCAGGGACACCAAAGGACGAUUCUUUGUGGACCGUGAUGGCUUCCUGUUUCGUUACAUCCUGGACUACAUGCGUGACCAGCACCUGGUUCUUCCAGAUCACUUCCCCGAACGUGGCCGCCUGCAACGGGAGGCUGAAUUCUUCAACCUGCCUGAGCUUGUGAAACUACUGGCGCCCAAAAUCAGCAAGCAGAACUCUCUGGGUGAUGAGGGGUGCCAGAGUGAUCCAGAGGACUCCUCACCCGGCACUGACACAGCCCGAAACCUCAGCUCACUUGGCACCACUGCUGCUGCCUGUGCCAGUCUGGUGCCCGGUGCCGUGGAUGGCAAGCGGUCUGGGUUUAUCACAAUUGGCUACCGAGGCUCAUAUACCUUGGGCCGUGACAGCCAGACCGAUGCCAAAUUCAGGCGAGUGGCACGCAUCAUGGUGUGUGGAAAGACCUCCUUGGCCAAAGAGGUGUUUGGCGAAACACUGAAUGAGAGCCGCGACCCAGACCGCCCACCUGAACGCUACACAUCCCGCUACUAUCUCAAGUUCACCUUCCUUGAGCAGGCAUUUGACAAGCUGGCCGAUGCAGGCUUUCACAUGGUGGCCUGCAACUCUACAGGAACCUGCGCCUUCGCCCAUGAGCAGACAGAUGACAAGAUCUGGACCAGCUACACUGAAUAUGUGUUCUACCGUGAGUGAGACCAUCAGCUUUGUUCUCCUGGUCCCUUCCUGCCUCCAAGUGCUCCCCCCAGCCUCCAGCUGUCCUCUCUCUUUCUCUCUCCAAUGACUCCUGUUCCAGUAGAUGUACCAUAGAUGCUCCAUCCCUCCAUCUCUCUCUCCAGCCCUUAUCCUAUAUGAACAAUUCCCACCAGCUGCUCUGACUUUCCUUACUCUGCAGUUUGAACCUGCAGCUCCCCACUUUCCCCCAGAUCCAUGUACCUAUCCUCAGGUCCAGCACCCCUCAGCCAACCUAAGCCCCACUUUCCAUCUAGUUGUAGACCAUGGCCUGGACCCAACUCUAGCCCUGGCCCUACACCUAAUGCCAGGGUCCCUGACCAUAGUGUUGCAACAUCAUUUCGUACAGAGACUGAUUACUUUAAUGUACGAACUCUUCUUUGUAUGUAUUGCAUCUGCCUUGGUGAAGCACAGUGCUGUAUCUAAGAGCACAUCUUGUCAAAUUGAGCCCCCGUGAGUCUCUUUGACUUUAGAGGCAGUCACAAGCGCCUAAUGGAAAGGGCUUCAAACAGCGCCUAUGACGUGCAGUACUGUUCUUUGCCUCUGCUUACUCCAGCAGAUCAGACGCUCUCUUGCUCCUCUGAACUAAAUUACCAAAUAAUUGGACAUCUUAUCAGCCUUGAGGGAUGUGAGCAGCUCAGCACAAGAGUGAAGUGUUACAUGAAAAUCUAAUUUCCUCCAGUUUUUAUGAAAUGUGUGCAGUGCCAUGUGGUUGGGAACGAGCCAUAGUUUUACUGUUCAGUGAUUAAUGUUGUCUUGAACAAUCGUUUUCAUAAGGCUUUUGCUCAUAAAACCACAUGGAUGAAAAAGCACAUUCAAGUAUUUCUUUUGAUUUUUGUUUUUUUUUCCCCCAUGGAAGGAAAAGACUGUACUAGGGACUGCCUUUUACUCUACUGUGUUGUUGUAAGACAAUCCAGACAUAGGUGGAAGGAACUUCCUGUUCAGAAAUAUAUGUUGGCCUAUGCUAACAAACAGCUGGCUUUAAGAGGAGCAAAGCAUGCUCAAACAUCAAGUGGUCUAGUUGACUCAAAUAAUGAAAAAAAUAAAUAGUUGCAAGAGAUAUUGAUUGUGCAGUGGAGCAUAAAGUAUUGUAAUCGCCCACACUGAUAGGGCAGAGGAGAUGUAAGGCGUUAGACAAUUCAUGGCACGUUGCUCUCCUCUUCUCUACGUUUCCUUUUGUAAUUGCACGCAUUUGAAAUUUUUAACUGUGGAGCUUUUUUUUUUUUUUUUGCAAAAGCCUACGGCAUGUCUCUGCGGCUCAUGCCCUUUCAAAAACCUGUGGUUGCGAUGUUGGGGUAUCAUCUUCCUCAUUGCCGGGUGUUUUAUAAACAAUGAUGCUAUUCAUGACACGCAGUUCAGUGUUAAAGUUCAAGCUGUUGCAUAAUUGAUGCAUACUGUAAGCGAAUACCCAUGAGAAAGGGUAGAAUUACACUGCAGCCAGCCAAAACGCAAUGUUUUCUCACAGAUGUAGCAAGUAUGUUAAGAAGAAGGUUUGUGGUGGCAGAGUAUAACACCAUAUAUAAAGCACAUAUGCGGUUAAGUAGAGAAUUGGGGUGUAGGGUUUUUUUUUCAGGUGUAGCCUCAGGACAGGUAUGCACAUCAUAUACCUCAAACUGAAACUCACAAUCAUCUGAAAGCACUGAAGUCCAACAGGUGGCAUUGCAUCCAACUGAUGUAUGAAGGAAAAAAAACAAAAACGCACAGCUACGGAAAAUUCACAAAUCUCUAGAUUCUGCAAAAUUUUAAGGAAACAGAAUAUAGAUUUGAUAUAAAGUUGACUUUUAAUCAUGAGUUUUCCAGUGAGGCUAUACAGUUAAGGAUUUCAUUUGAGCUAAGGUGUCAGGUCAUAGCUUUUGGGAGACCAUCUGACAGCGAAGAUAAAUGUGCUUUUUAAUAUCUAGAGUCGGGCUGCAUACAGUUCCAGCGUGAUGGAGCAUUGUUGACAUUUGCGUCAAUGCAAUAGGCCUACUGUAGUGUCUUGCUUGCUGCAGACAUAGGUUGAAAUUAGGACGUGUUCAAUAAAAAGUAAAGUUGAUUUGUCAAAUGAAAGGUGUCUUCUUCCUUCCAUGUUUGUAUUUUAUAUUCAUGCAACCUGUCUGUCAAU